GAGAUAAGUGCAAAAUAGUGGUGGAAAUGCAAGGUUUUAUAAGUCCGGGCAACAUUCUCCGGUCGCGGUAGUUGAGGCGCGUAAAAAUUGGGCCAGCAGUGUAAAAGACUGGCCGUUUUAACUACGAAAGAGCGGGUUCGUAGACUGAGGAAAUGUGGUCGCUUCGUCGUUUUUCGAUAGCGCUCGUCGCUCUUUUAGCUGUGAAUCUAGUGCCUGUUAAUGGAGUAAGGGUUGGUUCAGGAGCUCGAAACCCAGCGUCACCCGGAGCUAAGAAAGGUGACCAACAAGCUUCAGCUUCCUGGAACGCUUGGGAUGCAGUCGACACCAACUUCUUCACAUCUCAGCAAGAGAUCGCCCAAACACAUCCGUUCAGAACUAAUUCCAUUAGCUACACUGCUGGCAGUGGAAAUAGAGGAGGAGGGAUUAAGCACAAACAUCAAGAUUACAGAACGUCCCCAACCGCUGAACUGAGAAGAAACCCCAGCCUUUCUGCUCCAGAUGAAUGUGCUCGGGCUUGCCGCGAAGGAGAACCACCCAAGAUAUGUUAUUACCACUUCACGUUGGAAAUGUACACGGUCUUAGGAGCGGCCUGCCAAGUAUGUACACCCAACGCAACCAACCCCAUUUGGUCAAACUGCCAAUGUAUUCUUGCUGACGGCGUGGAAAGAGGAAUGCUUUCUGUCAACAGAAUGUUGCCUGGACCCAGUAUUCAAGUUUGCGAAGGUGACAAAGUAGUUAUCGACGUUGAGAACCAUCUUGAAGGUAUGGAAGUUACCAUCCAUUGGCACGGAGUGUGGCAAAGAGGAUCUCAAUACUACGAUGGUGUUCCUUUCGUUACCCAGUGCCCAAUCCAGCAAGGAAACGCAUUUAGAUACCAGUGGAUAGCAGGUAACGCUGGCACACACUUUUGGCAUGCUCACACCGGGCUACAAAAGAUGGACGGUAUUUAUGGAAGUUUGGUGAUUCGCCAACCCCCUAACAAAGACCCAAAUAGUCAUUUAUAUGAUUUCGACCUGACAACCCACGUAAUUUUGUUGUCGGAUUGGAUGCACGAAGAUGCUUCCGAACGUUUCCCUGGAAGAUUGGCUGUCAAUACUGGACAAGACCCUGAAAAUGUGCUCAUCAACGGCAAAGGACAGUUUAGAGAUCCUAAUACCGGAUUUAUGACAAAUACUCCUUUGGAAACGUUCACCAUGACGCCAGGCAAACGAUACAGAUUCCGAAUGAUCAAUUCGUUGGCUUCAGUUUGUCCUGCUCAAUUGACCUUCCAGGGACACACUUUGACUCUGAUUGCUACAGAUGGAGAACCGGUUCAUCCUGUCAAUGUUAACACCAUCAUUUCCUUCUCUGGGGAAAGAUACGAUUUUGUCAUCAAUGCGGAUCAAGCGGUAGGAGCGUACUGGAUCCAGUUCAGAGGGUUGGGAGAAUGUGGAAUCAGAAGAGUUCAACAAUUGGCCGUUUUGCGAUACUACAAAGGACCUUACACUCCUUUCACUGCCGCCCCCACUUACGAUUUCGGUAUUCCUCAGGGUGUGGUACUCAAUCCUCUUGAUGCCAGAUGCAAUGAAACAAGGCCAGAUGCUGUUUGCAUCAACCAGCUGAAGAAUGCUCGAGAAGUCGAUAGGGCGCUGCUCAUUGAAAAGCCCAAUGUGAAGAUAUUCUUGCCCUUCAGAUUCCACGUUUACACUCCUGAGGAUCUAUUCAAUCCCAACACCUACAACAGGCAUUUAGUCGCGCCCAAUGGUGAUCAUGUUAUCAGCUUAAUUGAUGAAAUUUCGCAUAUGUCGCCACCAGCCCCGUUGCUUUCUCAGUACGAUGAAAAUGAUCCCUCACAGUUUUGUAAUGGAGAUAAUCGACCACCAAAUUGUGGAGCCAACUGCAUGUGCACUCACAAAAUCGAUAUUCCACUUAAUGCUAUCGUUGAAGUGGUUCUGGUAGAUGAAGUUCAGCAGCCCAAUUUGUCCCAUCCAUUCCAUCUGCACGGUUACGCUUUUAAUGUUGUGGGUAUUGGCCGGUCUCCCGAUCAGAACGUGAAAAAGAUUAACUUGAAACACGCCCUCGACUUGGAUCGACGGGGGUUGCUGCACAGGCACUUUGACUUACCACCCGGUAAGGACACCAUCGCAGUCCCCAACAACGGCUACGUAAUUUUCAGGUUUAGAGCUGAUAAUCCUGGAUUCUGGCUUUUCCACUGCCACUUUUUGUUCCAUAUAGUGAUAGGUAUGAAUCUUAUUCUACAAGUAGGUACUCACGCAGAUUUGCCUCCAGUUCCACCAAAUUUCCCUACUUGUGGCGACCACACGCCGCAAAUUAAUCCAGAUCCAACUCAGAUAUGAAGACUUAAUAGUAACGAGUUAAGUUAAGUCUUUUGAAGUUAGGAAGUUGGUGCAAAUAAGAAUACUAUUUGAUUAAUAAUUGAUUUGUGUGCUAUGGGUUGUUGCCGCGUUCUUAUUUCCACCAACUAGUGUUAGAGUAAAAGUUACCAAAUUGUAUUAAUUUUGCGAAACGCGAGUUAGUCUUGCCAUUCAAUAAUAUCUGCAAAACUUUUGUAUAUCUUCUGGAUUAUUACCAUUAAUUAGUUAUCUAAUAUUUAUCUGUACUGUACCAAAUGGUCUUUACUGCCAUAUUAUUUAAUUUUAAGUGUCCUACCUCUUCUCUGCGUUCUAUUUCACUUUUAAGUUAAAUGAUUGGUGCUUUUCUUUUUGAGACCUUUUAGAAGUGAAAUUCUUUUAGCUCAAAUUACAUUGGAAUUCCCUCGGCCUAGAGUAGGUGAUUCAAAAUCUGCAGUCUAUUAACUUUGUAAAUUAUUUUGGUAUGAGUUUUCGAAGCUACGUACUUUGUUUUAGCUAAUUAAUUUAAGUUAACUGUAAAAAUGUAUAGAAAACUAAAUCAUUUUGAGAGUGACUAUGCCCACAGUAUUGAAUGUGUUACCAUUAAAAAAAAAUGACGAAACAUUGUUACUUGAAAAUUGUAACUAGUCUAUCACAUUCUUAAGUAACGCUGUUGAGUCGCUGUUGUUGUAAUUAUGUAGAUGGAAAGUAUAUAUAUUUAAGCGAAUAAAUACAAUACUAUUUAUGUAAAUAGACUAUUUGGGGUGUAGGUAUGAUUUUUUUGGAGGGAGCUUAUCCCAAAUCCUGUAAAUAAUGAGUUAUUUCGAAUAAAGCGCAGCUUUGGAUUCA
Molecule: messenger RNA, 3179 nt
Organism: Dendroctonus ponderosae (mountain pine beetle)
Lineage: Eukaryota; Metazoa; Arthropoda; Insecta; Coleoptera; Curculionidae
Gene: stw
Product: laccase-5
Exons: 12
Coding region: 153-2336 (727 amino acids)
Biological process (GO): iron ion transport
Cellular component (GO): plasma membrane
Molecular function (GO): oxidoreductase activity; copper ion binding
Source: RefSeq, a predicted model, not a curated record